Messenger RNA from Nyctereutes procyonoides (raccoon dog), 8535 nucleotides. RefSeq names its product peroxisome proliferator activated receptor alpha (gene PPARA). Gene Ontology annotation, biological process: negative regulation of transcription by RNA polymerase II; hormone-mediated signaling pathway; positive regulation of transcription by RNA polymerase II. Gene Ontology annotation, cellular component: nucleus. Gene Ontology annotation, molecular function: RNA polymerase II cis-regulatory region sequence-specific DNA binding; zinc ion binding; nuclear receptor activity. The transcript is spliced from 8 exons. Bases 399 to 1805 code for a protein of 468 amino acids. NCBI's taxonomy places the organism in Eukaryota, Metazoa, Chordata, Mammalia, Carnivora, Canidae. The record is from RefSeq and is a predicted model, not a curated record.
CCGGCCGCGCUCGCCCCAGCCCUGCCCUGCGGCCCCCGCGCGCCGCCCGCGCCCAGGUCUCCCGGGGGCGCUCCGGAGGCGGCGGCUGCCCUCACGCCCGCCCCCGACGGACCGGGGCGCCCGGCUGCAGGCCCUUGCCUUCCUCGCCUCCCCGAGUUAAAGUUGGGAGGGCGCGCCCCGAAUGUCCGCGUCCGAGUCUUUCUAAGAAAAGUGGUGGAGAGUUGGGGAGAAUCCAGAGGACAUAUCGUAACCGUUUCCUCCUUUACCUCCGAACUGCCAAGGCUGCAGGGAAGGGACGGGCCCUGCCUCGGCCUGGGCUCCCGGUGAAGCGAGCUCAGAGGUUGCCGGGGCCGCCACAGGUUGGGGCUCAGCUACAUUUCCAGAACCAUCCGGUCAAGAUGGUAGACACAGAAAGCCCGAUUUGCCCCCUCUCCCCCCUUGAGGCUGAUGACCUGGAAAGCCCGUUAUCUGAAGAAUUUCUACAAGAAAUGGGAAACAUCCAAGAGAUUUCUCAGUCCAUUGGUGAGGAUAGUUCUGGAAGUUUUAGUUUUACAGAAUACCAGUAUUUAGGAAGUGGCCCGGGAUCAGAUGGAUCUGUUAUCACAGACACGCUUUCACCAGCUCCCAGCCCCUCGUCGGUCACGCACCCAGCGGCUCCCGGUGGUGCCGAGGAACCUUCCAGCGUAGCCUUGAACAUUGAAUGCAGAAUCUGCGGGGACAGAGCCUCGGGCUACCAUUACGGAGUCCACGCGUGUGAAGGCUGCAAGGGUUUCUUCCGGCGAACCAUCCGGCUGAAGCUGGCCUAUGACAAAUGUGACCGCAGCUGCAAAAUUCAGAAAAAGAACCGGAAUAAGUGCCAAUAUUGUCGUUUCCACAAGUGCCUUUCGGUCGGGAUGUCCCAUAAUGCCAUCCGCUUUGGAAGAAUGCCACGAUCAGAAAAAGCAAAACUGAAAGCGGAAAUUCUCACCUGUGAACAGGACCCAGAAGACGCAGAGACAGCAGAUCUCAAGUCCCUGGCCAAGAGAAUUUACGAGGCCUACCUCAAGAACUUCAACAUGAACAAAGUCAAAGCCCGGGUCAUCCUCGCAGGGAAGGCCAACAACAACCCGCCCUUUGUCAUACAUGACAUGGAGACGUUGUGCAUGGCCGAGAAGACUCUGGUGGCCAAGCUGGUGGCCAAUGGCAUCCAGAACAAGGAGGCAGAGGUGCGCAUCUUCCACUGCUGCCAGUGCACAUCUGUGGAGACCGUCACGGAGCUCACGGAGUUCGCCAAGUCCAUCCCUGGCUUCGCGAACUUGGACUUGAAUGAUCAGGUCACUCUACUGAAAUACGGAGUGUAUGAGGCCAUAUUUGCGAUGCUGUCUUCUGUGAUGAAUAAAGAUGGGAUGCUGGUAGCCUAUGGAAAUGGCUUUAUAACUCGUGAGUUCCUAAAGAGCCUAAGGAAACCGUUCUGUGAUAUCAUGGAACCAAAGUUUGAUUUUGCGAUGAAGUUCAAUGCACUGGAGCUAGAUGACAGCGACAUCUCCCUUUUUGUGGCUGCUAUCAUUUGCUGUGGAGAUCGCCCCGGCCUUCUAAACGUGGGACACAUUGAAAAAAUGCAGGAGGGCAUUGUGCACGUGCUCAAACUUCACCUGCAGACCAACCACCCGGACAACAUCUUUCUCUUCCCAAAACUCCUUCAAAAAAUGGCAGACCUCCGGCAGCUGGUCACCGAGCACGCACAGCUGGUGCAGGUCAUCAAAAAGACGGAGUCGGACGCAGCCCUGCACCCCCUGCUGCAGGAAAUCUACAGGGACAUGUACUGACAGCUUGAGAGCCAACCGCACGACAAGCAGCUCUUCGAGGACUUUUAAAGUCGACAGCACUACAAAUGAAAACUGGGAGCAAUGCCUGCUUUGCACAAAUUCCACCAUUUUCACCUUAGAGAAUGGGACGGAUGAGUCCUAGGUAACCGGAACCCUAGACCACAUUUCUUUCUUUUUCACACCAGUACUUGUAAGAGCGUGCCAAGUGUCGAAACGCCGGUGACAGGUAGCUGAUAGGCAGUUCUUGGAAAAUUAAGGGGAAUGAUGCCCAGCGGUCUGAUUUUAACUCACUUGAUGUUAAUCCAUGCAGAUUUCUUUAUAUCACAUUAGCCGUGUAGCCUUGAAUUAACUGGUGACCUUGAAAUACGUGGUCUGUCUUCUCUUUCUGCCCCCUGUUGACUCUUGCGCUCCUUUGUAUCGUUUUGGAAACUAAUCAGCACUUUUUAACUUUUAUAAUCCUGUAAAUCUAGAUGAAUCCAAAGGUUAGGUUAUUUUUUAAAAGCAGCAAAAUAUUUAUUGGGGAGACUUUAAUUCUGUUUCCUGAAUUUGAAGAAAGACAACAUGCUGUUUCUUAAUCAGAGGAUUUGAAAUUUCCAAGGAUUAUUUGAUAAGCUAUCCAAAUGCAACAGUCGGUCGGUUUUCACUGUGUUGGGGGUUGUGACUUAAUAGGCAGGAGGGCCUGUUUCUAGGUUUGUCUAGAAGAUCCCAGAAAACUGAGUCUCAAGACUCCCCCCCGGACUUGACGCUCUGCUUGUUUUCUCCAGCUGGUGUCUGUGGUCCCGUGGUCAGCAGGAACAAGACAAACGGAGACUAUGUCAGCUCUCCGACCCUCUGACCUCUGUCUCCUAUCAAAUCUGAACCAACCGAGUCAGGUUGUUUGGGGGCCAUGAUAGUGUUUUCUUGGGGGGGGGGGCAAACCGACAGGUUGGUUGCCAACGUGUCUUUGGGCCCCGUGUGUCAAGGCAGCUCCUUGGUCUUUUCCUGUGUUGCUUUUUAAAAUACGCAGCUUUAUUUUUUUAACCCUCGGUGGUGGUAGCUGCUCCUGGGAGUGUAAAAGAUGAGGCACACGGGCCUUUAUAGUGUGGGCCCGGGGGCAGGGGGACCAUGUGGAGAAUGAGAAGGGCAGGCAUAGAAUCCCUUCAUGUGACAGUUUUCCAAUUACGUGUGGAAGGUGGUUUUCCCAACAUCUGAAAUAUUUGCUUCAGCCUUAAAGAUCAUUUCUUAACCUGGGUCUGGUUACAAAAGCAGUGCUGAUGGUGGUGAUCAUCCAGACUCUUUCUGUCCACCAUGGUAGGUACAUGUCCUGUCAGAGGAGGUGCAGCAGCCCCACCCUCCAGGCUGGGCCGACCGGGGUCCCUGAAGCACAGGGGUGGGGGUCUCAGGCCACCUGCCUCUGACCCCCUGCCUCGCAGCAGCUCUUAGGACCUGACCCCACAGGGCGCUGCCCCCUCCGUCUCUAAAAAACUUGACUCUGUAAUGUUGCUGUGAUUUGCUCUUGAAGAAUGACUAGGGUUGAAAUCGAUAAAGUUCCCAAGAUCAGCGUCACGGAAAUGCAACGGGACAGAGAACAGUAAAACAGUGGGCCUUCACCUCGGAAAGGCGAAUGUGACCACAGGCACAUCCUUUUCAAAAUUAAACCUUACUGGUAGUUUUCAUUCUUUGUUGCAUGAUCCAGUCAGAGGAUCUGUUGGAAGCAAACAGAAGUAUUUCCACACGUGAACAACAGCAGUCAAGAGGUCAACCAAGGUCAGAGGGAGGGCACACGUGUGUCAGUGUUCUUCUGAUCUCCUGGGCUGGUGAGCCUGGAGGGCCGUGGCUCGACCUGCACCAGGUCUGUGUCCCGUCCAUGCCACCACUGGCCUGUCUCUCCUCACAUGGCCCCAGACAGUUGCCAUGCACAGAUGUGGCCUCAGAAGGUGAUCCUCGAGACCCAGGCUCCAGACUCACUCUGUCUCUGUUUUCGUAAAACUUAUUUUUAAAAGUUCCUUAUUUCAUGCGUUCUGCGGGGACAGCCAGACUGCGGAAGGCCCAGGUUCUGCAUUCCGAGUGUUAGUGAGCAUUUGGCUCUCCUGGGGCCCAGUGAGGCCCCCGGCCAGGUUCCUGGUGAGGCCACGAGGGAGGCUGCAGAGACCUCAGCUCGAAAGUCACUUGAGUUGGUUCACUUUUAUGGAUAAGUACAAAAAUCACAGAUUCCCAUUCAUUUUAAAUAAUAGUCACUGUUUGCCACACAGAAUAUCUGGGCCACCUAAACAAAGAUUUCUCAGGCCACCGACAGUCAGAUAUGGACGAACUAUUCACCAGUUGAAAAUACCAUAGCAUUUCCAGGAGGGACCCGUUAAAGCGCCCCUCUUGCCUGCUGGGUUUCAGUAGAUGUCAGCAUAGAGUGCAGUAGAUACAGCAGAACAGGUUCAAGAAGCCUCAGACCGGAGCAUGGAGCCCCUCCUUUGCUGGGGAACUCAGCACACGGGGCAGCCCCCUCAUCACCACCUUGACGCUCUUCCAACAAGUCCCUGUUUGUAGCCACCAAGUGCCAAACGCCUGCGAGACCCCAAAAUUACCAACAGCCUUUGUCUGCAAGGGCUGACAAGGACAAAUCCAGGGAGCCGGCCGGCCCUCUCCCUCCCCAUCCCUCAGCCUCCCUCCUCCUCUUCCUCCCCUCCUCCUCCUGGGCCUUUCCAGUCGGGUGUCCCACACUCGGAAUUUUGGCCCUGCCACCCUGAGGGCUGCCCAUGCUGGUGGCCGCUUUGGUGAAGCCCAGCAUCGACAAAACCAGGAUGCUCGCAACUGCAUCAGCGCGAGCGGGAGGCAGGAGCACUUUGGGUAUCACCGCAGUGCCAGUCACCUGCUCCUCUCUUCCCGCCUUGCUCUCAGCUUCCCCCGUGGCCUUCCUGUCACUCGUGGAUAAGAUGCCUCUAAAGCACCUAAAGAGUAGGUGUACGUGUGUCAGUAAGAAUGUGAGGUCCAGGAGGAGAAUCCGGUGCACGGUGCCUUCGGGUACCCGUGGGAGGGCUGCCCCUCUUUCAGAGGGACUUUCUUCCUUUUAAGAGUGAGAAUGUCUCUCUCUCCAUUGCGGAUGCAUUUCCUACACUGGGCUGCGUGAAGCUCCGAGGAAACGAGCGGCCUCCAGGAUCGUGCGGUGGUUCCGGAGACAAGGCAGCAUCCUAGGAUCCAAGCAGAAGCUCCAAGCACAAGUAAACUUCUUUGUUCAAUGUAUGAUGAUAAGUAAGCUAAUAAUUUUGCAACUACUGUUUCCCCAAAUCUCCAGCAUAACAGCUACCUCAGUAAGAUACAUCGAAAGGCACAGCUAAAAUUAAGGUGCGUGGAACACUCGGGGUCCUUUUGGAGCGUCUCUGGUCCGAUCAUUUAUGGUUAAGAUUCAGAAGCUACACACCUUUGCCUGGUUACACGCCGUAGUUCUUCUUAGAGGCACUUUCGUUGUUUCAAGGGAGCCUCAAAGAUAACGCAUGUUGCGGGAGUUGCAUUCCAGCAUGACCGAGGUCUCGGAGAAGUGGAGCGGCCACCGCCUGCAGUGACCCACGUGUGGAGGGCCUCCCCUGCCCUUCAGCUGGCUCCCUAAGCCUGUUCGUAGAGGGACCCCAGCCAGAAGAGGCUGGAAGGAGAUGCCUCCGGGCACACGUGGCCGGGCCGUGACUCUUCCAAGGGCUCCCUACCAGUAGAUACACCUGUGCCCCCAUGCUGCCUCCAGGCACUUUGCUUCAUGCCCCCCCCCCCUUCUUCAAACCCCAGUGGUGCCAAGCACAUUUGAUACCUAACUGCUGGACACAGGAUGGAGGGUUUUUUGUCUUGACCCGGCGGCCACACCUGUCUCUGGAAUGUCUUGCAAACUCAUGUGUCAAGAGGGUGAAGGUGUCCGUCAACCCCCCACCGCAGGUGUCUCCGGAAGGCUCCCUUGCUUAGAGAGCCUUCCUUUGAAGUUCUCGGCAGUGGCGUCCACUCAGGAUGGCGAGGACAUUCUGCUGUCCGUGGAAGUCACAAAUUGAGACCGCUGCCACCAGCUGAGGGCUUCCUGGGUUUUCCCCACAUAUAAAGUCUUUAUGGUGUUGGCGCUGCCAGGCACUGGGCGGCUCCAAAGCCAGGCUCUCUGUACUUGCUCUGCUCCUGUGAAAGUGGCCUAGCUUCUCUUAACUCCUGGUCCAAGCUGAUUUAUAGGGUUCCCCUGGGAUGAAGGAUUCUUGCCAGGCUCCGAAGGUGGAGGUCGACGGUUUUGCUGGGAUAUAUAUAGUUAUAUAUUUAGGUGCCAUUUUAAUAGAAUUCAGGGAAAUGAUCCUUGACCCCCACAGCCUGUAAAAUGCACCAGAGUAAGAAGAAUGGCAGUGACUUUCCGUCUGACUCAGGAUAUAGGAGAUCCACUACAUUUCUCUGGAAACCACAAUGCAAACUAGAGGUGGUAUUGGAAGUUUUAUAUGGGAAAAAAAAAAAAGUGAAUCAUCACGCAUUAAACGAAUUACGGAAUUCCAUCCAUUUUGCUGGUUUUGUGGCGUGCAGGGAGUGUCUUCAGUCUCCGCGGAGGGGGCUGAGGCCCCUAAGAGCAGCGGGAGUGGCCCAUGCAUUAGGACAGUGAGGGACAGGCUGGAGGCCAGCGUGCGUUGCCCGGGCCGCCUCCUAGGGCCUGCGGGGGGCUCUCAGCUCGCCAUCUGCUUCUCGACAUUUCAGUCUGAGACACAGACGAUGUCAACGAUGACAACCCCACCUCUCGGAAACCGGGGGUUGGGGAGGUGACCAUACAGUGCGGCCCAGCUGAAGCUCAAACAGCCACAUCCUUUUGGAGUUCUUUGCCAAAUGGAACAGACCAAACUGCAUCCAUGUUCGGGGUCACAUCUUGAUGGAAGGAGUGGAGAAGGUCAAGGACUCUAAUGGCCUGUAGCUGUUCAAUGCACUAUUUGCAUUUAAAAAAAAAAAAACUAAGAAACUGUUUUUUCUUUUUUCUUUUUGUUUUUCUUUUCUUUCUUUCUUUCUUUCUUUUUUUUUUUAACACAUCAGAGAUAGGGUUAAGACUUUGGAUCAGGUUUUUUUCAUUUAAAAUGUUUGCUAAUUCGGGUCAAAUGUGAAGAACAUCCCCAAGUGCUUCUCCAGAGAAGGGAAUGUACUAGCCUCCUCCGCCCUCCCCCUUCUCCCCAUACUCAGCCUCUGAACUUGGCUGAUUCGACGAACUGCAGCAUCCAGCAGACCCAUGUGCAGACCUGCCCUCCCCGUGAGCUUAGAUGUGAGGGUUCCUGGCCCCAAGGGGGUCCUCUGGCCUCAGCAUGGCCCGUGCAAGGCAAGGAGGGGGGGAUCAAGCUUCAAGCCCUGAAGACCAGUGAGUGAUCAACCCUUCCAAAGUAAGAAAUCAUUCACUUUUGGAAAACCAUCUUUUAAAAAGCACCGACGGUCUGUUCCUUUUUUUCUUAAAAACAAACAAACAAAAUGUACCUCACAAUACGUGAAUACCACUCGGUACCCUUCUCAGUAAGAUCACAGUAUUUGUAUUUGAGUGUCAUUUUCCUACACUGUGCGGUGAAAAGAACCAUGUUGAUCGCUGUAUCUUAAAUACUGUGAUUCAAGUUCAAGAAAAAUUUUAGUAUAAAUAUUUUACUAACUUAUAAUCACGCAUCUAAUAACUAAGGUUUGGGUUCUUUUGAAAUCAGUUGACAUAUACUCUUAGUAGCCUGGCUCUUGGAACCUACUGGAAACACGAAGGACGCUGGGCUAGAACAGCCGACGUGCAGUGGCACACGUGUGUGCACACGGGCACACACGCGCACACAGACAUGGCUUUUCAUCUCUCCCGAGCCACACAGAAUUUAUUUCCGUGUGUAAAUCUGUCCCCUUCAUCAGGCGUCACACGCGGGAAGCACAAGCAAGCCUGUUGCACCGUCCCCCGCACCCCCUCAAAGCCGGGAGGCCGGAGCCCCGGGUCUGAAGUCAUGCAGUGCUCGCGCAACGUCCUGAAGACCCAAACUCUUCCCGGGUGGUGAGCCGCCGUCUGCGCUUCAGGGAAUUGUCACCUGUGGGUUAUUACCAAAGAACUCGGGCAAUCCAAAACCUUCUGACAGGGUAUUUGCACGUCGGGCUCUCUGCAGCCCCUGGACGGCACCCCCCGCCCCCCCCCCCCGAAGCACACAAUGGAAACCACAGGCCCCACCAGGCUCCCUCGGCUCGUUUGUAGUAUCCUGGCGGAAUGUGUUCUUGGGGUCCCCGUGUGCCACCCCUGGGGUCCCCAAGGCCGAGGGGAGGGCCAACACGUGUCAGAACAUCCAACGCGUGCAGGUUUCAAAGGCAAGAUCUUGGUGUGUCCCUCAUUACCACUUAGGUGCCUUAUACUCAGAUGACAGACCCCUCGUCUUCAUGCUAAACGGGGGCAGCUCCAGAGAGAUCCUUUAGGGCGGGUUCUGGUGUCUCAGUUGGGGUCGGGGGUCUGGGCGGGGCCUCUGGGGCCUCAGGGAGCAGGGGUGGGCUCAGAAGAACAAAUGCAACAACGUCCCGAGUCACGUUAACCAAUAGCGAUUCCGAGCAAUUAGAGGACUAGGACUUUAAUUUCAAGAAAUCUUCGGUCUUAUUCUGUUUCCUGCUAGGAGGUUGAACUGAUCACAUCUGUUGAUCCAAGUCCUGAGUUGAUGGGAAUGUACGUGUCUGGAAUGUCCUGCUGUAAGACUGAUGAAUGUAAGGAGUUAAUUUCAGGGUACAGUGUUGCCUUAAUGGUUUUAAAAAAUAAAACUAUUUUUUAAAAUCA